Molecule: messenger RNA, 8962 nt
Organism: Chelonus insularis
Lineage: Eukaryota; Metazoa; Arthropoda; Insecta; Hymenoptera; Braconidae
Gene: Ufd4
Product: ubiquitin fusion-degradation 4-like
Exons: 12
Coding region: 294-7991 (2565 amino acids)
Biological process (GO): proteasome-mediated ubiquitin-dependent protein catabolic process; anatomical structure development; protein K63-linked ubiquitination
Cellular component (GO): nuclear speck
Molecular function (GO): metal ion binding; ubiquitin protein ligase activity; protein binding
Source: RefSeq, a predicted model, not a curated record
CCACCCCUGAUCGUCACGUCACGUGAAUAGUACAGUAUAUCGGAUUACACUGAGAGAGAAUAAAGGCUUCUUAGCUCAUAAGUGCUGUUCAAUAAUAAUUUAAGUAUUAAAUCAAAUCAACGAGUGAUAAAGUGAUAUAAUGGAUAAUAAUAUUUUACGUAUUAAUGUUUGAUAAUUGUUCGAGCUCGGAAUAAUGGCGACUUGACCUCACAAAGAAUGCAACAUCGUACUAGACAUUAUAAAUUCUCGAGAUUGUCUGAAUAAACGCGACAAAGAACUUCAAACAUCGCAAGAUGGCUGAAGUAGAUCCUGAAACAUUAUUAGAAUGGCUCAACAUGGGCCAAGGAGAUGAACGUGAUAUGCAAUUGAUUGCAUUAGAGCAGCUCUGUAUGCUGCUAUUGAUGUCAGAUAAUGUUGAUCGUUGUUUUGAAAUUUGUCCACCUAGAACAUUUCUUCCUGCUUUGUGUCGAAUAUUUCUUGAUGAGCACGCACCAGACAGUGUUUUAGAAGUAACAGCUCGAGCCAUUACCUAUUACUUGGACGUAUCAGCAGAAUGUACUCGCCGUGUAGUCGCAAUGGACGGUGCAGUGAAAGCUAUUUGUGGACGGUUAUCGGGCGCUGGUUUAGGUUCCAGAGCAAGUAGGGAUUUAGCAGAGCAGUGUAUUAAAGUAUUGGAGCUUGUGUGUGCACGUGAAGCAGGUGCAGUGUUUGAAGCUGGUGGUCUUCCAUGUGCUCUUUGUUUCAUUAGAGAACAUGGAGCUCGCGUACACCGUGAUACGCUUCAUUCAGCAAUGGCUGUUGUGUCACGUUUAUGUGGAAAAGUGGAACCACAAGAUAAGACCUUACCUGACUGUGUCGAAGCCUUGUCAACGUUAUUGAGGCAUGAAGAUGCUCAUGUUGCGGAUGGUGCUCUUCGAUGUUUUGCCUCAUUGGCCGACCGAUUUUCUCGCCGAGGAACAGACCCUGCUCCAUUAGCCUCGAAUGGUUUAGUGUCAGAAUUGCUUUAUAGAUUAUCUAAUGCUGCAGGACCAGGUACAUCAGUGGCCACAACAUCUAAUAAUCCUAAAAAUCCACCAAUAUCUACAACAUCAUCUACAAUACCCGUACCAGAGUCUAAAUCUUGCGCAUCUGUGUCAACAAUAAUUAGUCUAUUAUCGACAUUGUGUCGUGGGUCACCAUCAAUUACUCACGAUUUGCUGCGAUCUGAAUUGCCUGAUGCAAUCGAGAAAGCAUUAAAGGGUGAUGAAAGAUGUGCUCUUGAUUCUAUGAGAUUGGUAGAUCUAUUAUUAGUGCUAUUAUUUGAAGGAAGAUCUGCAUUAGGUCGUAGUACAACCGGCGGUCCUUCAGGUCCUUUAUUACCUCGAUUAAGACGACUAGAUAGUGCUGGAGAAAAGUCACAUCGUCAAUUAAUUGAUUGCAUUCGUUCUAAAGAUACGGAUGCACUAAUUGAAGCUAUCGAAUCAGGAGGUAUAGAAGUGAAUUUCAUGGAUGACGUAGGCCAAACUCUACUAAAUUGGGCAUCUGCUUUUGGUACCCAAGAAAUGGUUGAAUUUCUAUGUGAUAAAGGUGCAGAUGUUAAUAAGGGUCAAAGAUCGUCAAGUCUUCAUUAUGCAGCAUGCUUCGGAAGACCAGCAAUUGCCAAAGUAUUACUUAGACAUGGUGCUAAUCCAGAUUUACGUGAUGAAGAUGGAAAAACUCCACUUGAUAAAGCCAGAGAAAGAGUUGAUGAAGGCCAUCGAGAGGUUGCUGCUAUCCUUCAAUCCCCUGGAGAAUGGAUGUUACCUCCUAGCCAAGAGACCAGAAAACCUGAUAGUGAAGUAGAACCUAAAGGUGAUCCGGAAAUGGCACCAGUUUACUUGAAAAGACUUUUACCUGUUUUUUGUGCAACUUUUCAAUCAACUAUGUUACCAAGCGUAAGAAAAGCUAGUUUGAGUCUAAUUCGAAAAAUGGUACAUUACAUCCAACCAGAAUUACUUGUUGAAACAUGUGGAGCUGAUCCUGCUGGAUGUGGCGCAAUUCUAGUUGAAGUAAUCGCUAACGUUCUUGAUAACGAAGAAGAUGAAGAUGGCCACUUAAUAGUUCUACAAAUGAUCCAGGAUUUAAUGAUGAAAGGAAAAGAUGAGUUUUUAGAACACUUUGCAAGACUUGGAGUAUUCUCCAAAGUUGCUGCAUUAAUGGGACCUCAAGAUUCACUCCCAGAACUAGAAAAUGAAACCAAUCAGUCGGGAGAAGAACACAAACUUGAAGAUGCAAGAGAAUUGUUAAUUGGGCGUGCAUAUCAUUGGAGAGAUUGGUGUAUCUGUCGAGGCCGAGAUUGUCUCUAUGUUUGGUCAGAUGCUGCGGCAUUAGAAUUAUCAAAUGGCAGUAAUGGGUGGUUUAGAUUUAUUCUUGAUGGGAAGCUAGCUACUAUGUAUUCCAGUGGCAGCCCUGAAGGCGGUACAGAUGCAACCGGAAAGGGGAGGAACACUGAGUCGCUCACGACGGAAGAAAGUCGAGGAGAAUUUCUGGAAAAGUUACAAAGAGCUCGAAGUCAAGUAAAACCAAAUACUGUAAGCCAACCUAUAUUAUCACGACCGGGACCAACACGUCUGGUGGUAGGAAAUUGGUCUUUAUCGUCUCGUAAGGAAAAUGAAUUAUGUAUCCAUAAUAGUGAUGGUCAACAGCAAGCUACAAUACUUAGAGAAGAUCUGCCAGGAUUUAUUUUUGAAUCAAAUCGUGGAACAAAACACUCUUUUACGGCUGAGACAAGCUUAGGACCCGAUUUUGUGGCAGGAUGGGCAGGAAAACGUGGCAAACGUUUAAAGUCUAAAAUAGAAGCAAUAAAGCAAAAAGUAAAAGUUCAAGCUCAAGAGAUUUAUGAAACUUAUUUUAAAGUAGCUCAAGCUCAACCACGUGGUGUCGUAGCAAAACUAGCAGCUAUCGUAAGUCAAAUAGAUAAGGCAUAUCAAAAACAACUUGCAGGACAUCGUGAAUGGCGCAGUAUAUUACAAAGUGCUCUAGAAGAGUUAAAAAUGUUGUUGAAUGAAGAAGGAAAAGUUUCUGCUUACGAGUUGCAUUCCAGUGGUUUAGUUCAAGCGUUACUUGGAUUAUUGGCUGGUCCAUCAGGCCCUCAACCACCUUCAACAAAAGUUAAUAAAAUGAGACUACAAAGGAUCGUCGUGUUCAAAAAUUGUUUCAAAACAAAAGAUAUUAAUGACAAUAAUUCGGCAAAAAUUUUAGUGCAGAAAUUAGUUUCAGUACUUGAAUCAAUAGAAAAGUUACCAGUUUAUUUGUAUGAUACACCAGGGUCUGGUGGUUUGCAGAUUCUCACGCGAAGAUUGCGUUUUAGAUUGGAGAAAGCUCCAUGUGAAAGUUCAUUAAUUGAUAGGUCUGGCCGUAGUUUGAAAAUGGAACCGUUGAGUACUGUUCAGCAAUUAGAAAGCCACCUUUUAAAAAUGAUGGCAAAGCAAUGGCAUGAUCACGAUCGAUCAACAUUUACAUUUGUAAAGAAAUUAAAAGAAGGAAAUAGAUUAACGUUUCAAUAUCAACAUGACUUCGAUGAAAAUGGAAUUUUAUACUGGAUUGGAACAAAUGCAAAAACGUGUCCAGAAUGGUCUAAUCCUGGUCAAUAUGGCCUGGUUAUAGUGACAUCCAGUGAUGGAAGAAGUUUACCAUAUGGUCAUCUAGAAGAUAUUCUUAGUAGAGAUCCCAAUCCAUUAAAUUGCCAUACUAAUGAUGAUAAACGAGCAUGGUUUUCUUUAGACUUAGGAGUAUGGGUGAUUCCAAGUGCUUAUACACUUCGCCACGCUCGAGGAUACGGCAAAAGUGCAUUAAGAAAUUGGAUGUUUCAAGCAUCUAAAGAUGGAAUUAACUGGACAACUUUAUACACACAUGUAGACGAUUGUUCAUUAAAUGAACCCGGAAGCACCGCAACGUGGACGUUAGAACCACCGAGUGAAGAAACACAGGGUUGGCGACACCUUCGUCUUCAUCAGACUGGAAAAAAUGCAUCUGGCCAAACUCAUUAUUUAUCAGUAUCCGGUUUCGAGGUUUAUGGAGAAAUCACUGGAGUAUGCGAAGACCUUGGCCGAGCUGCAAGAGAAGCAGAAGCCGGUAUGCGAAAGCAAAGAAGAUUAAUUAAAUCCCAAAUGCUACGACAUUUAGUUGCUGGUGCACGAGUUGCCCGCGGAAUUGAUUGGAAAUGGAAAGACCAAGAUGGAGCACCACCUGGAGAAGGAUCUAUCACUGGAGAAUUACAUAAUGGUUGGAUCGACGUUACUUGGGAUCAUGGAGGUUCAAAUUCAUAUCGCAUGGGAGCUGAAGGAAAAUAUGACUUACGGCUCGUCGGCACAAGUCUUGAUUCAGAUGGAGGAAAUAAAAGUAAGAAUGGAACCGGUGUUUUAACAGGCAGAAAGUCAAUUAGUACACCCAGUCUUCCUGAUUGUACAGACAUUGGCAUGAGAGGAUCCGUUGCGUCAACAGAUCAAGCAGCUAGUGCAGAAAAUCUUGCAACGAAGCAGGCUGCUGAGUCCAUUGCUGAGAGUGUAUUAUCUGUAGCUCGUGCGGAAGCUGUCGUUGCUGUGACGGGUGAGGGAGGAGGUAGUAAUACGGGAGAACUAUCUGUCGUUCUUCAUCCACGACCUGAUACUGCUGUAACUAGUGAUCUUGUGACAAUCGUUGAAAGUUUAGCACUUAAUACAGAUUGUCCCACUAAUAGCAGUAGUAAUCGAGCGACAAGCAGCUCUAAACCUCUAUUUACAACUGUUCGUGGUAAUAAGCCUGCUAGUGGUUUGUUAAGUCUUGAAGCAGUUGAAGUACUUGAUCGUCUCCGAGAAGGUGCCGAUAGACUGCGUAAUAAUACUAAUAGUUUCUUAAGUGGAGAAUUAUUACCCGGUUUGGUCCCUGUAAGAAUAAGUGUAUCCAGCGAAACUGAAGACAAUUCCCUGAGAAUCAGGCCUAUACCGAGACAUACUUCAACAGCAAUUGAUGCGAUUAAAGAAUGCAGCCGCGACAAAGAAGCUAGUUCGUCCUCGCAAAAUGAUACCGGGGGAUGUCCGGUUGUGGUUACCAAUCCCAUGUCCGUCUCAGUGCCCAAUCUCGCUUGUUCCGAUGUUAACAACACCUUGGAUACAACGGCUGCUACUGGUUUACUGGAAACAUUUGCCGCGAUGGCCCGAAGACGCACUCUAGGACCAACUGGUGGACAACACAUAGCACCUAACUCUAACACUAUUCAAAAUUCACGUGGACCAACUUCAGUGUCCAAUUUUGUUAGGUUAGCUCUCAGCUCAAAUUUCACGGGUGGUUUAUUAAGUACAGCACAGAGCUAUCCAAGUUUAACUAGUAGCAGUCAGGUAGCUGGUAGCGGUGUUACCACAACCACUGGUGCUGGAUUGGGACAAGCGCUGACCAUGUCCCUUACAAGUACCAGCAGCGAUAGUGAACAGGUUAGUCUUGAAGAUUUUUUGGAAACAUGUGGUGGAGUUGCGAGCUCCAGUGCAGGUGGAGUUCGUACAACCGGAGGACCAGCAUUACUUGGAGAAUUAGAUGAUGAUGAAGAAGUACUUGCAGAGGAAGAUGAUGAUAAUGAAGAAAAUGAUCAGGAGGUAAAUAUACUGCGUCAACAAACUGAUCAAUUUCAUCCCGACAAUUCGAUGUAUCAAUAUUUUCUUCAGGAUGACGAUGAGGAAAAUGAAGAGGAAGUUGAAGCCGGUGAAGAUUAUGAAGAAGUUAUGGUUAGUCGAAAUUUAUUAGCUCAAUAUAUGGAAGAAGAAACUCCUCAAAGUACAAAAAGACGCGCUUGGGAUGAUGAAUUUGUAUUGAAAGGACAAUUUUCUGCUCUUAUUCCUGCCUUUGAUCCUCGUCCAGGUCGAACUAAUGUUAAUCAGACUACAGAUUUAGAAAUUCCACCACCUGGUAGUGAUUUACAGUCAAGUGUGCGCGUAGGUAUCCAAUCAAUGCCUCGACUUGCACUGUCUUUAAAGGGACCAGGACUUCCAGAUGUACCAGAUGUUGAAUUGCCUUUAACAGAACCACAUUCAAGUAUUUUCCAAGCAGUUCAAGAACUCAUGCAAAUGACUGAACUGGGAAGUAGACAAGAAAAACUCAGAAGAAUAUGGGAACCAAUAUAUACAAUUGUUUAUCAAGAAGCUAAAGAAGAGGAAUCUUCAGGUCGUGCAACACCAAUUGUAACACUUUAUUCUAGUAAAUCAGUACAAAAUACGAAUACUUGUACAGUAGAAGAUGUUCUUCAAUUGCUCAGACAUAUUUAUGUUCUUAGUACAACGCGAGAUGAUAAAAAGAAUUAUGUAAUUGAAGAAUCAGAAAGUGUUUGUUGGGUUAAUCCAGAAGAAUUUACAUCAAAAAAGAUUACUAAUAAAGUUGUUCAACAAAUACAAGAUCCAUUGGCUUUAGCAGCUGGUGCACUUCCAGCAUGGUGUGAAGAAUUAGCUCGAAGUUGUCCAUUUUUACUUCCAUUUGAAACUCGACGUCUAUAUUUCAGUUGUACAGCUUUCGGAGCAUCAAGAUCAAUUGUUUGGCUACAAACACAGAGAGAUGCGGUUUUAGAGAGACAACGGGCACCAGGAUUAAGCCCACGUCGUGAUGAUAGCCAAGAAUUCAGAGUUGGUCGGCUUAAACAUGAGCGAGUAAGUGUGCCAAGAGGAGAUAAACUUUUAGACUGGGCCGAGCAAGUCCUUAAAGUACAUGCUAGUAGAAAAAGUAUUUUAGAAGUAGAAUUUAUUGGAGAAGAAGGUACAGGACUUGGUCCGACAUUAGAAUUUUUCGCUCUUGUUGCGGCUGAAUUCCAGCGAAAAAAUUUAGGUUUAUGGCUAUGUGAUGAUGAGCCUGUGGAUGAGGAGCAUUCAUGUCCAUCUGAUGAGCAAGUAAGACCACCAGGAUAUUACGUUACACGAUCAAGUGGUUUAUUCCCAGCGCCACUUCCUCAAGAUUCUGAGGCUUGUAAUCGCGCAGUUCGAUAUUUCUGGUUAUUUGGAGUUUUCCUUGCCAAAGUUCUUCAAGACAAUAGACUUGUUGAUUUGCCGUUAUCGCGGCCUUUCUUAAAACUCAUGUGUCGAGGUGAUAUUACCAAUAAUGUAAAUGAAAGAAUUGGAUUAACAGGUAUUACUCAAGAAAGCAUAUCAUCUAGUAUGUCCAGCAGUUUUAUUUCAGAAGAAGAGGACCAAGAUAGAUUAUCUUCAUUAGAACCUUCUCCUUGGUACGAUGGAAUCCUCAAUCUUGAUGAUUUAGCAUCGGUUGAUCCGAUUCGAGGAAAUUUCUUGAAAGAAAUUCAAGCAUUAGUCAAUCGACGUGCAAGAACUGUAUCAGAAGAAUAUUCAUCAUCUGAGGAGGAUGUUAAUCGCAUCACUCAUCCGUCCGGCACGUCAAUUGCUAUUGAAGAUUUAGGACUAACAAUGUCUUAUUUGCCAGGAUCUAAAGUUUUUGAACAUGAUCAUGCAGAAUUGGUAAAUCAAGGAUCAGAAAUACCAGUUACCAUAGAAAAUGUUCAUGAAUAUGCUGAAUUAACUAUUGAUUACUGUCUUAAUCGUGGGAUUGCUAGACAGUUGGAAUCCUUUAGAGCAGGUUUCUCUAAAGUUUUCCCUAUGGAAAAACUUCAUGCAUUCAGUCCUGAAGAAGUUCGAGCGAUGCUUUGUGGAGAGCAAAAUCCUCAUUGGACUCGUGAGGAUUUGCUUAAUUACACUGAACCAAAACUUGGAUACACCAGGGAAAGCCCUGGAUUCCAAAGAUUUGUAAAUGUUUUAUUAUCAUUGACGGGUUCUGAAAGAAAAGCAUUUCUCCAAUUUGCUACAGGCUGUUCAGCUUUACCUCCUGGUGGAUUAUGCAAUUUACAUCCAAGACUAACAGUAGUAAGGAAAGUAGAUGCAGGAGCAGGAGGAUAUCCUUCUGUAAAUACUUGCGUACAUUAUUUGAAAUUGCCAGAGUAUCCAACAGAAGAUAUUUUAAAAGAAAGACUUUUGGCGGCCACGCGGGAAAGAGGUUUUCAUUUAAAUUAAUUUCAUCAAUAGAAUUAAGAAUAAAGAAAAAUGAGCUUUGAAUUGCAUAAUCAUUUCAAGGCAUUUGAUUUAAGUUGCGUACACUAUGAAGAUCUCAUGUCACAACAAUGUAAUUUAUGGUUACAAUCUUUUCAUGUUUUCUUAAGUGUAUGGAGUGUAAUUGUGCAAACAGUUUUUUAACAUGACUCAGUGAUACAGGCACUAGACAAUUGAAUAUAUAAUAGCGUACGCUGUACUAUAUUUCUGGUCUUCGAGUAAUAAAAUAUAUAGAAGUUUGUUGACAUUUAUGAAUAUAAUAUUGAGUAAUUGAGUUUAAUUUUUUAGUGAAAAAAAUACUUCUAUCAGAUUUUGAAAAAUUAAUAUCAUAAGGUUUGUGUUGAAUGCUUCACGGGAAUCUUCCGCACCUUUUUUAUUGUUGACUAGCAUCUAUUCCGUCUGCAUAAAAAUUUAAUAGCAGAAAAAGAUCCGUCAUUGUAUUACAGUGUUACGUAGUUAAUCCACUUAUCUAUUUAUUAUAUUCAUUUAUGUAUAAAGUCAGUAGUAUUCAAUUUUAUAUAAAUAAUCCAUUUCUAUUUUGGUCUAAACUGUAUAUUUACCAUUAACAAUAGUUACAGUUUUUCGCAUUGUUUCAUUAAUUUUAUCAGUGUUUCUGAAUUUUCUUGCAGUUUUUUCUUUCUUUUAAGUUACUGGGCGUUUAUUAAGUAAAUAUUUACCUAUCGAAAUUGAUGUAUUUCUAUAAACAUGUUUGAGUGUGUUAUAAAUGUAAAAAUCAUGGGAAGGUAAAACAAAAUGUAUUUAUAGCGAUAUUAUGAACAGGAAGCAAUUAUAAUAUUUGCUGCCAAACAUAAAGAUAUAAAAAAUCGUACAUAUGUUCUGGUCCAUAACCAUUUAGUGUUUAAACGAAAUUUAGUUAAUAAAAAUCAGUUGGAAAUAAUAAAAUUUAUGUUUUGGAAUAAGAAAAUUAAAAAAAA